This is a messenger RNA of Ricinus communis (castor bean), 1018 nucleotides long. Its product is annotated as ADP-ribosylation factor-like protein 8a. The coding region runs from base 154 to 708 and encodes 184 amino acids. Gene Ontology annotation, molecular function: GTPase activity; GTP binding. The transcript is spliced from 6 exons. Gene Ontology annotation, biological process: protein transport. Lineage: Eukaryota; Viridiplantae; Streptophyta; Magnoliopsida; Malpighiales; Euphorbiaceae. The record is from RefSeq and is a predicted model, not a curated record.
CUUUUUCGAUUUUAAAUAGCGAGGGAAGGGAAUUCAAUUAUUGAGAACAAAAGGCACUUAAUUUAUUUUUCUUUUGUUGUAAUUUUGACAAAUCGAUCUCUUUAUAGAACUAGAAAAUCUAAAUUUUUUUGUUUGUUUGAUUGUAAUUGCAAGAUGGGAUUGUGGGAAGCUUUUCUCAAUUGGCUAAGAAGUCUCUUUUUCAAGCAAGAGAUGGAGUUGUCUCUGAUAGGACUCCAAAAUGCAGGGAAAACAUCACUUGUAAAUGUUGUUGCAACAGGUGGAUAUAGUGAAGACAUGAUCCCUACGGUGGGAUUUAAUAUGAGGAAGGUAACAAAAGGGAAUGUCACAAUAAAGUUGUGGGAUCUUGGAGGUCAACCAAGGUUUCGCAGCAUGUGGGAGAGAUACUGCCGUGCAGUUUCAGCUAUUGUAUAUGUUGUCGAUGCAGCUGAUUUUGAUAAUUUAUCUGUCUCGAAAAGUGAACUUCAUGACCUUUUGAGUAAGCCCUCAUUGAAUGGUAUUCCAUUGCUAGUAUUGGGCAACAAGAUUGACAAACCAGGAGCUUUGUCUAAAGAAGCUUUUACAGAGCAAAUGGGGCUCAAGUCUAUUACCGAUAGAGAAGUAUGUUGCUUCAUGAUUUCAUGCAAGAACUCCACCAACAUUGAUACAGUUAUUGAUUGGCUCGUAAAGCAUUCAAAAUCAAAGAAUUGAGUUGUAAUUCCUGUACUUGUAGUGAUGAUUAUGACAAUUUUAAGCGGCUGAACUUGAGUUUGAUUGAAGUGGCAUCUACUAUGUCUAACUGCUUUAUUGAUGUCCGAGUCUGACCAUCAUCUUUAAUAUCUCUGCAUGGCUUUGAUCAUAGCAUGUGUAAUUGGGGUUGACAUCCAGGUUUUGUUCACACCCUUGUAUCUGUUGGGUUACAAUCUAGCUUGAUUUCUAUGUACAGAUAAUUAAUUUAUUAUUUGCAGUGUAAACAUUCAACAUGAAUUGUGGUUUUGAGUGAAAGAAUACUAUUCAUGGA